Pochonia chlamydosporia 170 is the source of this 1005-nucleotide messenger RNA. Its product is annotated as NAD dependent epimerase/dehydratase family protein. Gene Ontology annotation, molecular function: dTDP-glucose 4,6-dehydratase activity. NCBI's taxonomy places the organism in Eukaryota, Fungi, Ascomycota, Sordariomycetes, Hypocreales, Clavicipitaceae. The coding region runs from base 1 to 1005 and encodes 334 amino acids. The transcript has a single exon. The record is from RefSeq and is a predicted model, not a curated record.
AUGCCUUCUCACGAUGUCCUUGUCACCGGCUCUUCAGGCCACCUCGGUACAGCCCUGAUGCUCACCCUCCCAUCCCUAGGCUUCAACCCGGUAGGCAUUGACAUCCUCGCAUCUGCAACAACUCAACACGUGGGCGCAGUCAGCGACCGUGCCUUUGUCUCCAACAUCCUCCAAUCCAACCCCAUCAAGCACGUUCUUCACACAGCAACCCUCCACAAGCCACAUGUGGGGAGUCACACCAAGGAACAAUUUGUCGAGGCCAACAUCAAUGGAACGCUGGUACUUCUCGAGGAAGCUGCAAAGCUGGGCGACCAAAUCGAAAGCUUCAUCUUUUUCAGCACAACCAGCACCUUUGGGCUUGCGCUGAGUCCCAAGCCCGGCUCACCAGCAGCAUGGAUCGACGAGACUGUUGUUCCCGUACCAAAGAACAUCUAUGGCGUGACGAAAGUUGCCGCUGAGGAUAUGUGCGCUCUUGUGCAGCGACAGACCAAGAUGCCGGUUCUGGUGCUACGGACUAGUCGCUUCUUUCCGGAGGAGGAUGACGAGGACGAUAGACGGAAUGCAAUGGCAGAUGAUAACCUAAAAGUGUUGGAGCUGGCGUAUAGACGGUGUGAUAUCGAGGAUAUUGUAUCUGCGACGAUAUGUGGCAUGAAGAAGGCACGGGAUAUCAAGUGGGCGAAGUAUAUCAUCAGCGCACCGCCGCCUUUCUCCAAUGAUGCUGAGACGCUGGCAGCGUUGGAUCGCAAUCCCGCGGAGGUGUUCGGCCGAGUUGCGCCGGGCGUUGAUGAGGUAUUUGCGAAAAAGAGCUGGAAACACCUCGCGAGAGUUGAUAGAGUGUAUGACUCGAGCAAAGCUGUGCGCGAAUUGGGGUGGCAGCCGAAAUAUACGUUUGGCAAAACGAUUGAGAUGGUGGCUAAUGGGCAGGAUUGGAGGAGCGAGUUGACUCACAAGGUUGGCAAGAAGGGAUAUCAUGCUGUGAGCACGGGAGUUUAUACAUCACGCUGA